AUGUAUAAACAAACGGUGUGUUUGAUCCUUUGUUUUUCAAGUAGUGUUCUAUCAAGUAGUCUAUUUUCACCAUGUAAAGUGACAGACGGAGAUUGUAUUUCCAAAUCUACCCAAGCUCUAAUACCGGCUCUUUUAUCUGGGAUUCCUGAGCUAGGAGUAGAGAGUUCGGAUCCACUCUUCGUUGAAAAAAUUGAAGGAAAUUUGUCUAUAAUUAAAUAUAAAUUCUACAACACCACCGUCGAAGGCUAUAAACAUUGCAAAAUUAGUAACAUCAAGGUAUCACCAGACAUUACAAAUUUGCACUACGAACUUGACUGUGAUAAACUUAAACUAUCUGGCAAAUACGAUGUUAAUGGUCGUCUUGUUAUAUUGCCGGUAGAAGGAAGUGGAGACUAUGAGUUAAUUACAGGCAAAUACCAUAUCGACAUUGACGCUGAAUUGAAAACAUCCCCUGGUAAAGAUGGAAAAGACCACUUGCAGAUCAAAAACUUCAAGUUGAAGUGCAAAUCUCUAUCUCCAACUAAAUAUGACUUCAGAAAUCUAUUUAAUGGACAAAAAGAUCUUUCUGACGCUGUUCACAAAUUCGCUCACGAGAACUGGCAAGAGGUAGCUGAACUAGUACAGGAUCCCACAUGGUAUGCAACUCAGAAAAAGGUUAUAAGCAAUGUGAAUAAGUACCUAAAAUCUGUACCCCUAGACGACCUAAAGAUUGCCUAA
Messenger RNA from Danaus chrysippus (African queen), 717 nucleotides. NCBI's taxonomy places the organism in Eukaryota, Metazoa, Arthropoda, Insecta, Lepidoptera, Nymphalidae. The record is from the annotation of a GenBank genome assembly.